This is a messenger RNA of Anneissia japonica, 665 nucleotides long. RefSeq lists its product as uncharacterized. The record is from RefSeq and is a predicted model, not a curated record. NCBI's taxonomy places the organism in Eukaryota, Metazoa, Echinodermata, Crinoidea, Comatulida, Comatulidae. The transcript is spliced from 3 exons. The coding region runs from base 27 to 665 and encodes 212 amino acids.
GUGAUGUACAAAAUCCAGCCUCAAAUAUGUCGGUCAUCUUCGGUCUUUCCAGUCUUGUAUCUUUCUUGGUCAUUAUUACUUUGGUCCUCUCAAUCUGCGUAUGCUUGCUACGUCGAAAGAAUACAAAAUUGAAUCUAAAAAUAAAGGAAACAGACCGUUCGUGUAAGAAUUCCGUGUCGCCACCAGCACCAGCUGUAGAAGUCAAAUCCACUGUAAGAUUGCUCUCUCAUGCUAGCAAAGUCAUAUGUAUUGAUGAAAGUACUAUCAAGAAACCUGACAACAUUAUUAUACAAGAAAAUAAUACUGAACUCUACUUAGGACUUGCCACAAACUCUUCGAAUGAUUUAGAACCAAAAGAGUAUAUGGAGAGAGACCAAGCAGUACACAGUUGUGUUCUUGCUGACAUCCAUUGCUCAAGAGUUCCAGGUGAAAACGUUAUGAUUGACAUAGAUAAUGAAAGUACUGGUAGCGUAGAAAACAUCAUCUAUGUUUCCAGUGAUAAUUACUGGGCUCACCUAGAACCAAUAAGUUCGUCCGAUUACAUCAACGCUGGGGCUCAAAAUUUUAAGCCGCAUGAGCGUGUAAAUCCAAAACGAAGCAACAGCCUGCCGAAUUUUCAAACACAAAACAAAAAGAAUGUGGUAUAUGAGGAUUUUAAUCAUUAA